Messenger RNA from Pecten maximus, 5829 nucleotides. RefSeq names its product receptor-type tyrosine-protein phosphatase kappa-like. Gene Ontology annotation, molecular function: protein tyrosine phosphatase activity. Gene Ontology annotation, biological process: protein dephosphorylation. Lineage: Eukaryota; Metazoa; Mollusca; Bivalvia; Pectinida; Pectinidae. The record is from RefSeq and is a predicted model, not a curated record. The transcript is spliced from 20 exons. Bases 35 to 2230 code for a protein of 731 amino acids.
UACUGAUGGUAGAUAUGGAUCACUGUGUGAUGAGAUGUGCGCAGAAAACUGUACCAAGUGCGCUCAAGAUGGAGGGCAGUGCUUGGUUUGCAAUGAUGGUUUUUACGGCACGUCAUGCACACAAACAUGUGGUCAGUGUGAGAGUAACCACUGUGACGUAACCAGUGGCAACUGUGAGACGUGUCAGCCGGACUGGACCGGACAACGGUGUGACGUCAAAGUGGACAUGCAGACUACUGAUAUCAACCAAUCUGAAGAUGAAGAGAGUUACACAUGGCUAUACAUUGUAAUAGGAGUUGGCAUUGUGGUUGUUCUGGUUUUGAGUAUAGUGUGUGUAGUCAAACGAAGAACAACCACACCAAGAGAUAGUACAUUGCCGUCUAUCGUGAAAUUUGAAAAUUCAAAUUCUCCAAAUAACCAAACCAAUCCUGCGGGCGAAGAGCAAGGACAUGUCCUAAUAAACAUUGGAACUACGGAAUCAGAUCCUAUCGAAGGGCCUGUUGGUAUCUCUGUUACCAUGCUGAAGACGAUGAUUGUUGAAAAAAUGGCAGAUGAAGAAAAAGAGUUCAUUUCGGAAUUCAAUGGAUUUCCGACAGGGUCAUGCCAUCCACACACAGCAGCGGAAAUAAAUAAGUCGAAAGAUAGAUUCAAAUCUAUACAUCCAUAUGACCACUCAAGGGUUAUACUUGACUCUGUCGGAAAAGGCUCGGACUACAUUAACGCUAACUAUAUUGACAAUGUUGAAGCCAGCAAAGUAUAUGUUGCAACACAAGGUCCCAUCCUAACAACGAUCGAUGACUUUUGGAGAAUGGUGUGGAAAUUGAAUUCCGGAAAGAUAGUGAUGCUUACUAAUCUGAUCGAAAAGGAAAAGACAAAAUGUGAAAAAUACUGGCCAGAUGAAGGGGAACCUAUGUCAACAAAAACGUUUUACAUCAUGCAGAACAGAGAACGAGAUUAUGCCUCCCACGUUGUUAGGAAUAUCACAGUUGUCGAUCGAAAGACCAAAGAAAAAAGAGACAUCUAUCAGUUUCAUUUCACAACCUGGCCGGACCACGGAACACCAAAUACAUUAGAACUUGUUUUGUUGCAUCGUCGUGUGAAGCUAACCAAAUCUGUUCUACCUGGCCAAAUGGUUAUUCACUGCAGUGCCGGAAUCGGUAGGACAGGAACGUUCAUCGCUCUUGACGCCCUGUUUGACUAUGGUAAAAGAUAUAACCGUGUCGAUAUACCACAGUUUGUGACUACGAUGAGAAAGGACAGAAUGUGCAUGAUUCAAACACUGGAACAAUACGUGGCUCUCCAUGAAAUCCUGGCGGAAGCUUUCGACCUUCAAGAAACCCUCAUACCGAAAUCGACGUUCGUGGCCAAGUAUCACGAUUUAGCUUCGAAGGGUCAACCUCAAAACCAAACACAGCUGAGGGAUGAGUUUAGACUUAUGUUGGAUCUUAAACCAGACUACAAAUUAGAACAGGACUUUUUGGCUUCUACACUUCCACAAAAUGUAACAAAAAACAGGACAAUGGAAAUAUUGGCAGCUGAUAGAUACAGGCCUUUCCUGACGUCGUAUACAUCCAAUGGUAACGAUUAUAUCAAUGCUGUUGUAACACAGUCCUACAUUGCCAGAAGCGGUUACAUAGUCACACAGUUCCCACUACCGAACACAAGAGUCGACUUUUGGACUUUAAUGAUGGACUACCAAUGUGAUUCUGUUGUCAUUUUAGGGGACGAAAAUGACUCUGAACCGGACACACAAUGGAUCCCAGCCAACAAAGAAGAUAUUGAUAUCGGUGACUUCAAUGUGAAACAAAAGGGAACCUCGACCGAAUUCAAUGGUGUGGGUGUGAUCGAUCUAGCAGUGACAAGAAAGAACGUAAAGGCUGUACACAACUCAAGAAUAUUUCGGAUGAAAGAAUGGACAGCGGAAAGAAAUGUUCCACCUUCAAAACAGUCGACUCUUCAUCUGCUUGAGCAGGUGGAAAGUAGGCGACGAUCUAGUGGAAGUAAGCCUGUUGUAGUCAUGUGCAGGGAUGGAUCGACACAAUGUGGACUGUUUUGUCUCAUGGCUAACACUCGGGACCAACUCAAAAUGGACGAAGAAGUGGAUGUGUUCCAGGCCGCACGGCAGCUUCUCAUCAGACAACCAGAGUUUCUAGCUACUUUUGACCAGUAUGAGUUUUGCUAUGCCAUUCUGAACGAUUACCUUGAGACCACGGAUGUGUACAUCAACUGAGGAUCGUUUGAGUGGACAAUAUACAGCUUAUUCUAGGAUAUGGCGACUACUGUUAAUGGGGAAGAAAGUAAGCUAGCGGUCAUUGGACUGUAUGUAUGCAGAAGCUAAUGAAAGCUGUGAUGUUUAUUCUGAUUUGUAUUCGGGCGACGGGUACAAGCAUUUUCCCGAAAUAUUGCAGCCAUUUUACAUAUUACUAUGAAUUGAUAUUAUCUGGAAUGGUUACCCAUACUUGUAUAUAGUUUCGUUGAUGUUUUUGCAUGUGUGUGUAAAACUUACCAUACAUGUUUAAGUAGAUUAUGUAUUCUUCUAUUUUUAUUACAUAUUCAUCUGCAAGGAAUUAUAGAUAGCAUAUAUAUUUGAUACUUUCUUCAAGAUUUCUCAUUGUUUUGCUGUGUGUAAAUGUUAAACCAUGCAAGUGUAUAAGGUAUAUACAUUGUACAUGCAUAUCUACAUAAAUGUUUUAAUAUCAGCUGUAUGAAAUUUUAUAUAAAAGCCAGACGGAUUUAUGAAACCGUUAACACGUCUUCUUUCCGAAGAAAACUGGAAAGCUUUGCGUUUUUGAAGUUGUAACUGCAUAUAUUUUAAACAGUUACAUUUUCAUAUUUGAACUUUUCAGUGGUCGUAGAAAUAAAACGAGCUGAAAGAUAUAAUGUUAAACAUAGUUAACUUAGAUUUUUCCAAAUACGGUGAUAAGCAAUAUUUAGAAAGCAUUUCAUGUUUAAUUAAUCAAAUUUGUCUGAAUGCUGUAAACUGAUAAUAGUUUGUUCUCUUGAAACCUUAAAACUCUAUUUGUAUCUGUAUGAUUUAUAUACAGAGAUUCGAUACCAUUACAGCUUCUUCAAAUAUGUCCCUCUAUUGCAAAGGUGUUAUUAUUUGUUCAAUUGUUUUUAAUGUCAACUUUACUUUGCUAAUAUCAAUUACAAACUGAAUUAUGAUGUAUUAGGUAUAUAUGUGUGCACCCACUCAAUCAAAUCCAUAGCAUGUGGCCAUUAGCAUGUUUUAGUUCAUCUCACCUGAAGGGUCAGGAUAGCCAUCGUGAUCCGUCCGCCGUCGCCCGCCGUGCGCUGUUAAACUUUUACUUUCAAAACGCUACUUCUCCUUAAUCCCAAGCGAAUUACUACCAAUAUAAUUAAGGCUGGUGCGACCCCAAAAGUGGAUUGGGUAGGGCUCCAAAAGGGGAACUUUGCUAUAAUUUUGCUUUCUAUACAUCAUGGUUCAAUUGUCAGAUGACCGUUAAGGGACAUGACCCUCUUGUUUUAUAAUUUAAUCCUGAUGAAAUGUUGCCAUUGUAUUACUGUUAGUAGUGCACAUGAUGUUUAGAACAAAAGUAGACACAGUUUAGUCUUUAGUAGUACACAAGGUUUAGACUGUAGUUCGCGAUAUCACACGAACCUCAAUGCAUUUAUACUAUAGCAUCGAGGCAUCAAGUUGUACAACUGAUUAGAUAUUAGUAUUCUUUGGUCAAGAUAAAAGAUUUAAGGUCACGCUUGACCACUUAUUAUUAAAUAAGCUGUGUACAUGGUAUCUCAUAUACCCCUGGACAAAUUUAUACAUAUUCACACCAAAAUCACAGCAUGGAUUCUAGAUGUACAUAUGAGUAGAUUUUGGUGGCAUCGGUCAAUAUUAAAGGUCGAAGUAAAAGACCGCACUUGACCACUUCAGAAAACAAUGAUAAUUGUUAUAUACAUGUAAUCGGUAAUGUUUUUUUCUUUUACCACAUAAACGUCCUUAACCAAAAGUCAUCAUAAGUGACUCAAAUUCAUCCGCAAUAUUAGUGUUUAUAUUGUUGCAAAUUCUAUGUAGCAAGGACUUGAAUUUUAUACAAUACAUGUAUACAGCUAUGUAUGUACUCCUGUUUUUAGCAGGAAUUGGAUCCAAUAUGCAUGAGAUGUAUAACCUAACAGUGUUACUCAUUGACUUACUAUGUCCCUGUUUGUGUGGGAGUGGUUAAUCUGAACAGUAUCUGUAGAUCUUGUGUAUUAAUCAGGGUCUGAAGUUGGUUCCGAGUUCCGAGUUCCGUUUUACAUAAACGGAGUUAGUUUAUAGUUCCGUUUAUCUCGAAACUAGGACCAUGUCUCAUAAAUUUUAUACGUGACUGAUAACUGCCUUUGCACCCAUUGACACAUAUUGUUUUUCUUCUUCAAAUUCGGGUCUCAUAUUGAAAAAAAAAAUGCGUAGAAUAUAUUCUUAAGCGAAAUUCGGGGAACUGGUUCCUAGUUCCGUUUUACUUAAACUCGGAACUCAGAACCAACUUCAGCCUCCCUAUUAACCAUUAGUCAAUUAUUCAAAAAUGUUUCGCCCGGUCCAUAUCAAAGAACAAAAAACCGACCAAAUACAAAUAUUAUCUACACGGGCACUUACUCCCAACAUACUGAUAAAGUCAAAUACUUGGGCGUCACAAUCAAACUAAGCCUCAGAUGAAAUUCCCACAUUACUAACAUAUGUAACAAAGCUAACAAAGCUUUGGUCUUCAUUCGGCGUAACCUUAAUUAUAAAAACAAUUACAGAACAAGGUAAAAAGUAGUGUGUGCCUCUAUCUUCGGAAUAUGCUUGUACUAUGUGCAACCCCUACCAUAAAGGUGACAGCGAAGAGCAGCGAUCGUUUUGUCAAUAACAUGUAUAUAUCACAAUAUUUCAAGUGUUAGCGACAUGCUAGAAUAUCUGCAUUGGCCGAGCUAAAUAUGUAAUUGGCGCAGGGACGUUCAUCUUAUCCUGAUGUAUAAAACAUCCUACAACCUUGUUGUUGUUAGUAAAAACCUCUACUUCUACCACAGAUCCGUCAGACUCGACAUUUCAUCCUUUCUCCUAUCACAUAUCUAGCUGCAUCUGGUAAGUAUUCAUGAAAGAAAUAUUAGCUUCUACUUUGCUUACACAUUCAUACUAGGCAGAUGCAGAGCUGUUGUAGGACGACUCUUUCUUUCAUAAAAAUAUCCAGAUUGGAACAAACUUCCACCAGAUCUUGUCACAGCCGACUGUCUUGAAAGCUAUAAAGCCCCCUCAAAGCUCGUUUUCAAUAUGACGUCCUCAUCCCCUUGUUCAUAGCACACACCAAUCCACAUAAUCUCCAGUAUGGUGAAGGAAGUCGAUUAACAGUUAGAUGUAAAGUUUUACAUAUAUUUAACCAUUCUUGAUUCUCUUGAGUUUCGCAAAACGUUGUUUCCAACAAGAAAAGUGCGUAUGUGAUCGUAAAACCUGUGGUAGUGCCGUUUUAAUUAUCUAUCUACAAAAUGUAUUUAUCUACAUUAACUCCAUGAAUGAGUGAUAUCAUCAAUUCGAAUAAGUGUUAUCAUUAAUUUGAUUUAGUGAUAUUAUUGAUUCGAAUGCGUGAUAUCACAGUUUGCAGAUGAAUACUAAAAUGGUCCCCUAUACAUAUUGUAGUAUCUCUAUAUACCUGUACAUGGUCCCCUAUACGUAUUGUAGUAUCUCUAUAUACCUGUACAUGGUCCCCUAUACGUAUUGUAGUAUCUCUAUAUACCUGUACAUGUACGAUUUAGAUAUGUUUUACAAUGUUAGUGUACGUUGGCAUGUCUUGUGCAAAACUUCCAGAACGUUUAGGUGAAUAUAAUGUAUAGAAAAUAAAGUUGCAUAUAUCAAAGCUA